CACCAAGUGACACUUCUGCUGACUAUGAUUUUACUUAUCCGAAUAUUCCCAAUUGUGAAAUUGGAGAUGUUAUCAAAGUCUUUAUAGGGUCACAAUGGCUUACAAGCACCAAUACAAGGGGAAAAAAAGCGUGGGGAACUGAUAUCUACACUAGUGAUUCAAAUCUCGUUAUGGGAAAAUUAAAAUUAGAUUUAUCUGAGGCAUGGCCUGUGUAUGAUAUAAUUGUAACCCUAUGUUUCCUACCGGGACAACACAACUAUACUGGUUCAACUCGUCAGAGAAUAACUACAAAGAGUUAUGGUUUUUGGAGGUUAAGUUACAUUAUUGAAGAUGUUGAAACUAUUCCUCUUAAUUUUGCAUUCAUAGAAAAUUAUCAUUUGUCUUAA
Dentiscutata heterogama is the source of this 386-nucleotide messenger RNA. NCBI's taxonomy places the organism in Eukaryota, Fungi, Glomeromycota, Glomeromycetes, Diversisporales, Gigasporaceae. The record is from the annotation of a GenBank genome assembly.